GGCGCGAGGGUGGCAGCCAGAGGGAGCCGCCGCCCCUGACCGCCCGGGUCCCCGUGGGGCGCAUGGGGCGCUUCGUGCCCAGAUCGCGUGCGGGCCCCGCGCCCAGCUUCCUGCUGCCGUGAGAAGCCGCGCCGGGACGCCCCCCAGACCCGGAGCUGCGGGGAGGAUGACCAUGGCCGGGGGCAGGAGGGGACUGGUGGCCCCGCAGAACACGUUUCUGGAGAAUAUUGUCCGGCGGUCCAAUGAUACUAAUUUUGUGUUGGGAAAUGCCCAGAUAGUGGACUGGCCUAUCGUGUACAGCAAUGACGGAUUUUGCAAGCUGUCUGGCUAUCACAGGGCAGAAGUGAUGCAAAAGAGCAGUACCUGCAGUUUUAUGUAUGGGGAACUGACUGAUAAAGACACAAUUGAGAAGGUGCGGCAAACAUUUGAGAACUAUGAGAUGAAUUCCUUUGAAAUUUUGAUGUACAAGAAGAACAGGACACCUGUGUGGUUCUUUGUGAAAAUUGCUCCAAUUCGAAACGAACAGGAUAAAGUGGUUUUAUUUCUUUGCACUUUCAGUGACAUAACAGCUUUCAAACAGCCAAUUGAGGAUGACUCAUGUAAAGGCUGGGGGAAGUUUGCUCGGCUGACCAGAGCAUUGACAAGCAGCAGGGGUGUCCUGCAGCAGCUGGCUCCCAGCGUGCAGAAAGGCGAGAAUGUCCACAAGCACUCCCGCCUGGCAGAGGUCCUGCAAUUGGGCUCAGACAUCCUUCCCCAAUACAAGCAAGAGGCGCCAAAGACUCCCCCUCACAUCAUCUUGCAUUACUGUGUUUUUAAGACCACGUGGGAUUGGAUCAUCUUGAUCUUGACCUUCUAUACAGCCAUCUUGGUCCCUUACAAUGUCUCCUUUAAAACCAGGCAGAACAAUGUGGCCUGGCUGGUUGUGGACAGCAUCGUGGAUGUCAUCUUUUUGGUGGAUAUUGUGCUCAAUUUUCAUACCACCUUUGUUGGACCAGCGGGGGAGGUGAUUUCCGACCCCAAACUUAUCCGCAUGAACUACCUGAAGACGUGGUUUGUGAUUGAUCUUCUGUCCUGUUUGCCAUAUGAUGUCAUCAACGCUUUUGAGAACGUGGAUGAGGGUAUCAGCAGCUUGUUCAGUUCUCUGAAAGUUGUCCGGUUGCUCCGUCUUGGGCGAGUGGCCCGAAAGCUGGACCACUACAUUGAAUACGGAGCUGCUGUGCUGGUCCUGCUGGUCUGUGUGUUUGGGCUGGCCGCACACUGGAUGGCCUGCAUCUGGUACAGCAUCGGGGACUAUGAGAUCUUCGACGAGGACACUAAGACGAUCCGCAACAACAGCUGGCUCUACCAGCUGGCGAUGGACGUUGGCACCCCUUACCAGUUUAAUGGGUCUGGCUCAGGGAAGUGGGAAGGUGGUCCCAGCAAGAAUUCUGUCUACAUCUCCUCGUUGUAUUUCACCAUGACCAGCCUCACCAGUGUGGGCUUUGGGAAUAUUGCCCCAUCCACAGACAUCGAGAAGAUCUUUGCGGUGGCCAUCAUGAUGAUUGGCUCGCUUCUCUAUGCCACCAUCUUUGGGAAUGUGACGACCAUUUUCCAACAGAUGUAUGCCAACACCAACAGAUAUCAUGAGAUGCUCAACAGCGUCCGGGACUUCCUGAAGCUCUAUCAGGUGCCGAAAGGACUGAGCGAGCGAGUCAUGGAUUAUAUCGUGUCCACUUGGUCCAUGUCCAGAGGCAUCGACACAGAGAAGGUCCUGCAGAUCUGCCCCAAGGACAUGAGAGCUGACAUCUGUGUACACCUGAACCGCAAGGUGUUCAAGGAGCACCCAGCCUUCCGGCUGGCCAGCGAUGGCUGCCUGCGGGCACUGGCCAUGGAGUUCCAGACGGUGCACUGUGCCCCGGGGGACCUCAUCUACCAUGCAGGAGAGAGUGUUGACAGCCUCUGCUUUGUGGUCUCCGGCUCCCUGGAGGUGAUCCAGGAUGAUGAGGUGGUAGCCAUCCUAGGGAAAGGAGACGUGUUUGGAGAUGUGUUCUGGAAGGAAGCCACCCUUGCCCAGUCCUGUGCCAACGUCAGGGCCUUGACUUACUGUGACCUGCAUGUGAUCAAACGGGAUGCGCUGCAGAAAGUGCUGGAAUUCUACACGGCCUUCUCCCACUCCUUCUCCCGGAACCUGAUUCUCACCUACAACUUGAGGAAAAGGAUCGUUUUCCGGAAGAUCAGCGAUGUGAAACGGGAAGAGGAGGAGCGCAUGAAACGGAAGAAUGAAGCCCCCCUGAUCUUGCCCCCAGAUCACCCUGUCCGGCGACUCUUCCAAAGGUUCCGACAGCAGAAAGAGGCCAGGCUGGCAGCAGAGAGAGGGGGCCGGGACCUGGACGACCUAGACGUGGAGAAGGGCAACGUCCUCACAGAACACGCCUCAGCCAACCACAGCCUCGUGAAGGCCAGCGUGGUCACUGUCCGAGAGAGCCCUGCCACGCCCGUGUCCUUCCAGGCGGCCACCGCCUCUGGAGUGCCAGACCACGCCAAGCUGCACGCACCAGGGUCCGAGUGCCUGGGCCCCAAGGGAGGUGGGGGUGACUGUGCCAAGCGCAAAGGCUGGGCCCGCUUCAAAGAUGCUUGCGGGAAGGGCGAGGACUGGAAUAAGGUGUCCAAGGCUGAGUCGAUGGAGACACUCCCUGAGAGGACAAAGGCAUCCGGCGAGGCCACGCUGAAGAAGACAGACUCGUGUGACAGCGGCAUCACCAAGAGCGACUUGCGCCUGGACAACGUGGGCGAGGCCAGGAGUCCCCAGGACCGCAGCCCCAUCCUGGCAGAGGUCAAGCAUUCUUUCUACCCCAUCCCCGAGCAGACGCUGCAGGCCACCGUCCUGGAGGUGAGGCACGAGCUGAAGGAGGACAUCAAGGCCCUGAAUGCCAAAAUGACCAAUAUCGAGAAACAGCUGUCAGAGAUACUCAGGAUAUUAACUUCCAGAAGGUCCUCUCAGUCUCCUCAGGAGCUGUUUGAAAUAUCGAGGCCUCAGUCCCCAGAAUCAGAGAGAGACAUUUUUGGAGCAAGCUGAGAGGUCUGUUGGAAGAAGAAAAAAAAAAAAAGUCAAAGACAAAAACUUACAGCCCUGCCCUC
Messenger RNA from Propithecus coquereli (Coquerel's sifaka), 3117 nucleotides. It is a transcript of the gene KCNH1, whose product is annotated as potassium channel, voltage gated eag related subfamily H, member 1. Gene Ontology annotation, biological process: potassium ion transmembrane transport; regulation of membrane potential. Gene Ontology annotation, cellular component: membrane. The record is from RefSeq and is a predicted model, not a curated record. Gene Ontology annotation, molecular function: delayed rectifier potassium channel activity. Bases 167 to 3055 code for a protein of 962 amino acids. NCBI's taxonomy places the organism in Eukaryota, Metazoa, Chordata, Mammalia, Primates, Indriidae. The transcript is spliced from 11 exons.